AUGGUGGCAUCGCAGGAGGCGAGGCGUCAUAAGGCGUUGGCGAGGUCAUUCAGCUCGAUCCCCAGCGCCACCGCCGGCAGUGAGAGCGAAGGGCCGGACGGGCAGGCACCGCCGGGCGUAGCGGAGCCCCGCCGCUGCACGCCGGCGCCCGCCCCCGCCCCCGCCCCGGACCCCGACCCGUCCAGCAUGGUCAUGGGCGGGCUGACGCUGCCUCACCCGCCACGGUCGCCGCCCCUCGACGCCUCACAGCCUCACAACGGCGCGCUGCGUCAGUCCCCGCGGGGCCGCGCCGCGCGGGGGCCGCCGCUCAUCCAGCGGGCGGUGGGCACUCUCCGGGAUGGCGGGACGGGGCGGGGCAGGGCGGGGCGGGGCAAUGGUCGGGGCGUGCGGCAGCAAAGGUGUCGUGACGGCGGCAACAGCUGCGGCGAGGGCGGCAGACGCAGGCCUCUUAAGGGUUACCCCCCGGGGGCCUGUUUGCACUUGUCAUCAGGACCGCCGCCCCCCAGGCCCUCCCAAGCACACCUGCCCCCCACCUACCCACCCCACCCCACCCUCGCCAAGGUGAGAGGCCAGGCGUGCCAAAAGGGUGACGGAGGGCCAGAGGAGAGGCACUCGUGA
Molecule: messenger RNA, 618 nt
Organism: Scylla paramamosain (green mud crab)
Lineage: Eukaryota; Metazoa; Arthropoda; Malacostraca; Decapoda; Portunidae
Product: proline-rich protein 2-like
Exons: 3
Coding region: 1-618 (205 amino acids)
Source: RefSeq, a predicted model, not a curated record